Erigeron canadensis is the source of this 1145-nucleotide messenger RNA. RefSeq names its product peroxidase 43-like. Bases 16 to 999 code for a protein of 327 amino acids. The record is from RefSeq and is a predicted model, not a curated record. Lineage: Eukaryota; Viridiplantae; Streptophyta; Magnoliopsida; Asterales; Asteraceae. Gene Ontology annotation, cellular component: plasmodesma; plant-type cell wall. The transcript has 4 exons. Gene Ontology annotation, molecular function: heme binding; peroxidase activity. Gene Ontology annotation, biological process: hydrogen peroxide catabolic process; response to oxidative stress.
CAAAGUGUAGGAAUAAUGAAUAACAUGCUUAUAACAAUGUUAGCCAUGAUUAUAUCAUGUUAUAAAAUAGUUGGAAUUUCGGAAGCUCGUCUAAGAGUAGGGUUCUAUAGCCAAACAUGCCCAAAUGCCGAAUCUAUUGUUGGUGGUUUCGUAAGGGAUGCAGCUCGGUUUAACCCACAGAUUCCUGCUUUCUUGCUUAGACUUCAUUUCCAUGAUUGCUUUGUGCAGGGUUGUGAUGGGUCAAUUUUGAUAGAUAAUGGGCCGACUUCAGAGAAACAAGCAUUUGGGCAUCAAGGGGUUAAGGGGUUUGAUGUGAUAGAAAAUGCAAAAGCGCAAUUGGAGUUUGUAUGUCCUGGUGUUGUGUCUUGUGCUGAUAUAGUUGCCAUUGCAGCUAGAGAUGCUGUUGCUUUUAGUUUGGGUCCGGUUUAUGAAGUUGAAACUGGUAGAAGAGAUGGAUUUGUUUCAAACAUUUCAUUGGCUAACAAGAUGCCUGAUUUUAGAGACUCAAUUCAGCUUUUGAAACAGAAGUUCUUUGACAAAGGUCUUAAUGAUAAAGACCUUGUGGUUCUAAGUGGUGCACAUACUAUCGGUACUACUGCGUGUUUUUUCCUUAUGGACCGGCUCUACAACUUUGUACCUGGUGGGGGUCCAGACCCGAGUAUAGAUCCUGAUUUUUUAACACAACUGGCUGAAAAUUGCCCUCCUAAUGGAGAUGUAAAUUUCAGAGUACCGAUUGAUAAUGAUAGUAGCGAUACUUUUGAUGAUCGGAUACUAGAAAACAUUAGGAACGGCUUUGCAGUGCUACAGUCGGAUGCAAAGCUCAUGGAUGAUCCAUUCACUCAACAAAUUCUUGACUCCUAUUUUGGGUUCUCAAACCAAUCAGUUCAACCAUCUUUCGAAGCAGAUUUCGUCAAGUCUAUGGUGAAAAUGGGUCGCAUUGGAGUUAAGACAAGUUCCAAAAGAGGAGAAAUCAGACGUGUGUGUAACACGUUUAAUUGACUGAUAAAUAAUACGAGUAGUAAAUUUAUAUUCUACGAAUUAAGCUUGUGUACUCUUUGAUGUUAUUGUUGAUAAACUCAGUGUAAUUAUGAUAUAGUCAUUUAAAUUAAUUGUAUGUAAUGAAAUUUGUAUCAAUAGUUUGCUUU